Messenger RNA from Drechmeria coniospora, 1752 nucleotides. Its product is annotated as Galactose oxidase/kelch, beta-propeller. Gene Ontology annotation, molecular function: protein binding. The record is from RefSeq and is a predicted model, not a curated record. Bases 1 to 1752 code for a protein of 583 amino acids. The transcript is spliced from 2 exons. Lineage: Eukaryota; Fungi; Ascomycota; Sordariomycetes; Hypocreales; Ophiocordycipitaceae.
AUGUCCAAGGCCAUCGGUGGCCAGCCGAACGGCCUCAGUUCGAAACCAAACUUUUACGAUGGAGCCAUGCUGGCAAAUGAUGCUGAGUUUUACCUAUACGGCGGCGUGUACACGAAAAACCCAGAGCUGUACAUCAACCCUGCCGCAGACUCCGUUCUCAAGUACCAGGCAUACCAGACUUAUAUGCCUACCGACGACAAGCCCCGUUUCCACCAGGGUUUCCAGGACGCACAUCUCGAUGACGGCGUCACUCGAUACAUUUCCUACGGCGCGGCCGCGAAUGCCCCCUCUGAAAAUAAAGCAUGGUACUUCUCAGGCAUGACAUCGGCAACCCAUGGGCCGCUGUAUUGGGCUGGUGGCAACGCGUCCGAAAGGGCCGUGAACAUGUCCAACACGCUUAUUACUUUGGACAUGAGUACGCAAAUGAGAGAGAAAUGGAGCAAUUCAACACUUCCGGUCGAUAUUAAGGCGAGAUCCGCCGCUGAAAUCGUUUGGGUUCCCGUUGGCAAGCAAGGAAUUCUUGUAGUCCUGGGUGGUGUGACAUUCCCCGAGUGGGCAACUGUUGGCCACGAGUCAGAGAAUGCCAAAGCAGGCACGGGGAAGAAAGAGGAUGGCGACGAGUUCAUGCGUGUCGUGGACAUAUAUGACGUCGCCAGCGGUAAGUGGUACAGGCAACCGACAAAGCAGAGUCCAGGAGGGCGCGCAAGAGGUUGUGCCGUCGUAGCCGUCGCCUUGGAUCGUUCGAGCUUCAACAUUUAUUAUUAUGGUGGUUUCGAUGGGGUUUUGCCAAAGGAAGACUUUUAUGAUGACGUCUGGGUUCUCUCCAUGCCUUCCUUUACCUGGACGCAAAUCAACAACGGCACGACGCUGCAUGCCCGAUCAGGACACAAGUGUUUCAUGCCGUAUCCGGACCAGAUGAUGGCGUUUGGUGGCUACGCCGCCGAGGCGGGAGCGAUCCCCUCCUGCUUAGACAAGGGGCCGGUUGUCAUCUUCAACCUGACAAGUGGCGAAUGGAUGGACUCGUACGAUCCCUUGAAGCACGGUCAGUAUGGUGUCCACCAGAAGGUGCAGUCCGUCAUCGGAGGUGGUUCCACGGGCGGCGCGACCUUGACGACGCCGGUGCCUUCGGGAUGGGCCACGAGUGCGCUUGCCGACGUGUUUGAGGAGAAAUAUGACAUGAAGAAGAUGACGACACACUGGCCAUACGUCGCCGCCACGUCCACCGGACGGCCUGCACUUGUUAGUGGUAGGAGAGGGGGGGCGGGCGAUGACAAGAACUCAGUCAUCAUCCCAGCCGUGGUCGUGCCCACCGUUUUUCUCCUCGGUGUCGGCCUCAUCGCCUGGCUCUGUCUCGUGCGGAAGCGGAGGAGGUCGGACGAAACUACGUCACAUGGCUCCAGCCCAGAUGAUGCUACAUUGCACAUUCGAUCUUGGAUUACGGGUCAGCAUGCCAAGAAGCCAUCGACGGUGACGAGUUCAGAGGCUAUCAUCCCAAGUCCAGACCUGGCCAAGGCCGAUCCAGAUGUUGCCAUCUCCCCCGAGGCACCCGUUCAACAGCACGAGAUGGCGGAUACGCAAGUUGUGGAGUUAGGAGGUGAUUCCCUCUCCAUUCCUUUCAUUCCUUCCCCUUCCCUUUCCGCUCUCUUGCUUUUUUUCUCCAUAUCGAUACUUGUCACACACAACCUAACGAGCACCCAACUGCAGACACAUCACCACCAGCCGAGCUCCACGAUACGGGACUUUCGUCUUUAG